CGCCACGCCCCCUCGCCCGGAGGAUCCUGGGCCCGCCUCCAGGCCCCUUGCCGCGUUGAGACGCAAGCCGCCGGGUAAAGGCCGCCACGCCUUGUGUGUGGUGGGAUCACGGUCAUUUGGUGCGGGAACGCGAGGCGGGGAUGAGUGACCCGUGGAGGCAGUAAAGGCCAGGGAGACGCGAUUCCCCAGGAUCCAGGCUGCAGCCAGAGUUGGUGCUCUGGCAACAGGUUGUAUAAGAAAUGAAGCCAACAGGUACAGACCCAAGGAUUUUAUCUCUAGCUGCUGAAGUUGCAAAAAGUCCUGAGCAGAAUGUUCCUGUUAUAUUGUUGAAGUUAAAAGAAAUAAUAAAUGACACACCUUUAGGAAGCUCAGAAUUGAAGAAAAUCAAACAAGAUAUAUAUUGUUAUGACCUCAUUCAGUAUUGCCUUUUGGUCCUUAGUCAAGAUUGCUCUCGAAUCCAGGGUGGUUGGACUACAAUUUCCCAGCUUACACAGAUAUUAAGCCAUUGCUGUGUGGGCUUAGAACCUGGAGAAGAUGCAGAGGAAUUUUAUAAGGAAUUACUUCCAUCAGCUACAGAAAAUUUUCUAAUUUUGGGAAGACGAUUGCAAACAUGUUUUAUCAAUGCAGCUAAGGGUGAAGAAAAGGAUGAAUUACUACACAUUUUCCAAAUUCUGACUGAUUCUCUCUUCUGGCUAUUGGGAGGCCAUGUUCAACUCAUACAGAACGUACUACAAAGUGAUCAUUUCUUACACUUACUGCAAACUGACAAUGUUCAAAUAGGAGCUACACUUAUGACUCUGCUACAGAAUAUACUACUGAUCAACAGUGGUGAUUUACUCAGAAUAGAAGGAAAAAUCUUGCAUUCAAUUUUAGAUGAAGUUGUCUUCAAGCUGUUAUCAACUCCUAGUCCAAUCAUAAGAAGUACUGCUACAAAACUCCUGCUGUUAAUGGUUGAAUCCCAUCAGGAAAUUUUGAUUUUACUGAGACUAAGUGCCUGCUACAAAGGACUCAGAAAUCUGCUAAACAAACAGGAAACUGGGACAGAAUUUAGUCAACAACUUAGUCAGCUCGUUGACCUUUUAAGCCCUAAGACCUAUAAAGAAGUGGAAGAACAGAAACUACAUCAAGCAGCUUGCUUGAUUCAAGCUUAUUGGAAAGGUUACCAAACUAGAAAGAGACUGAAGAAGCUUCCAUCUGCUGUGAUUGCUUUGCAGAGGAGUUUCAGAUCUAAAAGAACAAAGAAAUUGCUGAAACUAAAUAGGGAGAAAGAAGAAGAGGCUAUCAGAUUACGACUGCAGCUUCAAAGACAGAGAGCCAUGAGACUUUCCCGAGAAUUAUGGCUGAGUAUGCUUGAAAUAGUUCAUCCAGGUGAGGUGGAGAAAUACAAUCGGGAAAUGGAAGAGAAAGCAGCAUUGAUUAUCCAGAAACACUGGAGAGGGUACAGGGAAAGGAAAAAUUUUCGCCAACAGAGGCCAUUUCUCACAGAGUAUAAAGCAGCCAUCACACUUCAAAGAGCAGCUCUUAAAUUCCUCGCAAAGUGCCGUAAGAAAAAGAAGUUAGUUUCUCCUUGGCAAGGACUCCAAGAACUCACCGAUGCACGCAGAGUUGAGCUGAAGCAACGAGUGGAUGACUAUGUCAGAAGACAUCCAGUCUCUCAAAUGUCAGAUGUGGCCAGCAGGGAGCUCCAUGCUGAAGCUCAAGAACAACUACAGCACUACUUUAUGGGCAGGGCCCUAGAAGAGAAAGGCCAACAGCACAGAGAGGCUCUGAUGGCUCAGAUCAGCACCAAUAUUGAACAGUUGAUGAAGGCGCCAACUCUGAAUGAAGCAGAAGGGAAAGAACCCGAGCUCUUCUCAAGCAGAUCCCGACCUGUGGCAGCCAAGGCCAAGCAGGCCCAUCUCGCCACCCUAAAGCACAUACAAGCACCCUGGUGGAAGAAACUUGGAGAGGAACCAGGAGAUGAAAUUGAUAUUCAAAAGGAUGAGAUUAGUGUCGAGUUAGGAACUUUGUUCAUUGGUGGGACCAAACCCCCUUAGGAGUUACCUUGAAAACUGACCCAUAUCUUUUGUUUCAAUUACAUUGGUUCUCUGGUGUGUUCAUAGACCAGGGUUCCUCUCCAAACAAGACUUACACGCAGUAAGCAAAGAGUUAUUUUCUACCUCUCUCUUUCAGUUCUCUUUUUCUUUUCUCUACACCCUUGUCCCUGGCCAUACACACAGAUUUGUGUGGCUUUUGUUGUGGAAAAAAAAACUCAGCAUGGCAUUCUGUUGUUUACAAUAUUGUGAGAUUUUUUUUUUCCCAUUUUUUGAAGUUUUCCAACUAAAGUUUUUUCUAAGUAAAUAUUGUCAAUAGUUGUUCCAAAACACUUGUCAGGAUUAUUUCAACUUUUUACAUUUGUUAUUUAGAGUUCUUUCCUUUUAUUAAUAAAAGAGGGUGUGUUCUUGGCCUUUAUUAAAGUGAGGGAAAAAAGUGA
Oryctolagus cuniculus (rabbit) is the source of this 2473-nucleotide messenger RNA. It is a transcript of the gene IQCB1, whose product is annotated as IQ motif containing B1. NCBI's taxonomy places the organism in Eukaryota, Metazoa, Chordata, Mammalia, Lagomorpha, Leporidae. Gene Ontology annotation, molecular function: calmodulin binding. The record is from RefSeq and is a predicted model, not a curated record. Gene Ontology annotation, biological process: cilium assembly. Gene Ontology annotation, cellular component: cilium.